Molecule: messenger RNA, 1779 nt
Organism: Glarea lozoyensis ATCC 20868
Lineage: Eukaryota; Fungi; Ascomycota; Leotiomycetes; Helotiales; Helotiaceae
Exons: 4
Coding region: 1-1779 (592 amino acids)
Source: RefSeq, a predicted model, not a curated record
AUGGCCAUGAGUACAAGACGACAAACGGAAUGCUUAGGACUGACGAUACACAUGGUGAGGGAAGGAAAGAGGGAGGGAAAAAACCAAGACAACGUAUUUCCUCUUCCUGUACUGAAUGCAAGAGAAGAAAACAAAAGAAACACACAACGACAACAAACAAAUUUGGAAAAUGCGAACUUUCAAGAUGCUCGCAAUGUAUCCAUAAAAGCCGAAAACGAAGAACACGGAUUCAACUCGACAAGAAGCCUUGUAUUAGACCCCAGGCUUUGGGAUGGUUCGGUGGUAUCGGGCCCGGCGACGAAUUUUCCUGAGCAUGAGAGACUAACAUAUCCUGUACUACCAAGUCAGCCAGAAGAAGCAAAUGCCGUUGAGAAAUAUGAUUAUAGCCAUUCGACAUGUCCAGGUUUUGAAAACCUGAGUUCCGGGUUCGAAUACGAGGACGACGAGAUAUCAGGACUGUUUCGAGUGCAUUCGCAAAACCCAUAUUAUCAAUAUGAUAUCCACUCGAAUCAUCCACACAACUUGGUCUUUAAUGAAAAGGUUGGAGAUGUUGCCGUCGAGCGCCUGUAUUCUCUUCCAAUCGAGCCGACGCGUCGCAACGCGGAGCUUUUUCACUUCUUUCUGCAGAAGCUUGCUCCGUUUAUGUCAAGCAUUGACGGUACCGACCCGCCAGAAAAGUUUAUGGCGCAAUGGAUUCCUUUCAUGAUCCAAUCUCCAAUGGUUGUCUACCUUUGCAUCCUAUCGGCGGCAUAUUGUCAAGCCGCAGCAAGCGGUAUUGAUGUUGAGAAAUCUGUAGACGUAGUGACCACUAAAGUAAAGCUUAUCACUAUGAUCAACGAGCAUAUUACAACGAGCAGCAGAGGAGUCGACGAUGGGGCAAUUGCAGCGGUGAUGUCUUUGGCUUAUAAUGAGCUUGUGUAUUCGGAUACACGAAGUACCAAUGCACACAUGACUGGUGUGCGGGAUAUGCUCAAGUGUCGAGGUGGAAUAGAAAGCAUCCAGGUCCCAGUGCUGAGAAUGAUGUUGAUGAGAACAGAUUUACAAAUCGCCUGUACCUUGGAGUGCGAUCCGAUCGUACAAGGCGCUCAAGAACCGGUCGAGAUCUCCAGAACGUUUCAAUCACAGUUCAACAGCCCCUUCUUACUGUCCAAGACCACUUUCCAGGAAUUUGCCGCGGAGAGUGAAAUCAGUGAGGCAGGAGUCAAGGUCCUAGAUGACACCCGCUUUAUUACUGCGUCGAUGCUAUCUCUUGGUAGAGCUCAAGACCAAAACCAGGCUCGCAUCAAGUUUCAGACAACAGUCCAAUGGAUCCAUGAUCGCUUGAUGGCUGAUAAAGAGGCCGCUGUUUCCAACGACACGAUGUAUCAAACUUGUAGAGCCGCAGCAUUAAUCUUCACCUCAGCAAUUCUCGAACGAAAGCCCUUGUCUGCGGCAUGCACCGAGUCUCUUUUCCUGGAAGUAUGGAAAACAAUGUGGCGUGUGCCACUCUCGCGUUGGAAGCAAAUACCUGGUGUAUUUCUUUUCGUACUCCUGGUCGUGAACCCUUUCACACGCUCUCGACCGGAAGGUCGGCUCAUCAAGGGAAUGUUGGCUCCUAGCAUUAUUGCCAUAGGUUUUGUUGACUGGGAGGUUGUCGCCGCGAUAUUAACAGCUUUCCUUGGGGUCCAAAAGUGGCUUGGUGGCAACGAUGAAGUGAGUCUCUUCCAGGAGAACAGACUUGCAGUCUCUCGGGCUUUACAUGAGAGCCAGCCUCAGUCUGACUGGGCGCUGACCAGAUAG